Molecule: messenger RNA, 990 nt
Organism: Micropterus dolomieu (smallmouth bass)
Lineage: Eukaryota; Metazoa; Chordata; Actinopteri; Centrarchiformes; Centrarchidae
Exons: 7
Coding region: 90-731 (213 amino acids)
Source: RefSeq, a predicted model, not a curated record
CUCAAACAUUAAGUGCUUGUUUGUAAUCUCCUCUGUUUAUCUCCAGCUCCUUUUCUAAAAUCCUCCCCAGCGACAGGAAACCAGGAAUCAUGCACGGUCUGAGUCUGUUUGAUGUUUUGUGGGGCAACAGCUACUUGCUGGCGGAGGAGAUUCGCCACUUGUCCUCCUUCCUCAAGGAGCUCCGUUCUGGUCAGCUGACUCAACGCUGCUUCAACAACUUCAUGCAGCAGGAGGCGCUCUAUCUGCACAGAGUCAGCAGCACACUGGAGACCCUGAUGUGUAGUUUACAGGAAGCAGAUGAGAACACAAGAUCACUGCUGCAGGACACACUUCAACACUACAGAAGCAGAAACCAGAGCCCCCUCACUUCGCCUCCCCCACAGUGGCUCCACUUCGCCCUGCAGUCUUUCCACUCUGUGGUUUUGGAGGAGCCGAUCUAUUGGCUGGUGGCUCUGUCGGCCCGGGCCUGCCUCCGGGACUUCCUGGCUGAGCUCAAGCCUGGUUCUCCGAUGGUGUCUGGGUCUGAGGAUAAGGCCUGCAGCAUCUACUAUCAGUGGAGUGUAGAGAGUCUGAAGGAGGUCGCCUGGAUUCGCAGGUACAGAAAGGUGUUAGAGGAAUACCAGGACCAGAUAGACGUGUUUAAAGCCAUAAACAUCUUCCACGACCACAUGGUGAACCAGAAGAAUUUCUACAAGGCUGCAGACUGUGAUAUAGAGGAUGAAAAAUUAUGAAGAGGAGCAGGGUGUGUCCCCUGGUGAAGGCUAUUACAAAUUUUUUUGUGAUCAGGUUGGACUGUCACUCGUUAGCGGCUCAACAGUUUUUGGAGCAGACCUAUGGGCUUUUGCAGUAGAAUUUGAAUAGUAAUUUAUAAUUCAGAUCUGAAUUUGAAUCGCUCAACUUGAAUAACUGCAUUCAAAAAAACUGAAUCUGAAUAGAAUCUAAUGAAAUUGAAUUCAGUUGCAAAUAAAACAAGUAAAUUUUGCUGAUAAU